AUGGUGAAAUACCAAAGAAAAAACCUGUAUUUGCUGUGGAAGAACAAAGAGCACCUUGUUGGUGAAGAUGAAGAGUCUGGCACUGGCCCUUUUGAGUUAAUCUGCAAAACCUCUGUUUUUAGCAGGAAAAUGGCAAAGCCCCAGUUUUUUUAUCUUGUUUUUCUCUCUCUGGCCUGUUGCUACUUGUUCUUGCCAUCGUUGCUUUAUUUUUUUGGCGUUAGCGGAGAUGGCUUUGGGGCUGAGGCUGGUGUGAACGGUUUGCUAUGUUCUUCUGUUCCUAAUGGCACCUUAUGUUGUGACCGAAGGAGCAGAAGAUCAGACGUAUGCGUAAUGAAAGGCGACGUGCGAACCCACUCCCCAUCUUCCUCCAUCACGCUCUACGAAUCCAACGGCCCGGAUGAUCCCAUCCCCUCUAAAUCCGGUGGGCCCAAUUCCGGCCCGGUCCGCAGGGAGAAAAUCCGGCCCUACACUCGAAAAUGGGAAACCGGCGUGAUGAACAAGAUCGGCGAACUGGACCUCGUCGUCCGAGGAAAAUCAGGCCGGGCCCACCAUAAGUGUGACGUCAUCCACGAUGUCCCGGCCGUGUUCUUCUCUACCGGAGGGUACACGGGUAAUCUCUACCACGAGUUCAACGAUGGGAUUGUGCCUUUAUACAUCACCUCCCAAAAGUUCGACAAGAGGGUCGUUUUCGUCAUUCUCGAGUACCACGAUUGGUGGAUCAUGAAGUACGGCGACGUUCUCUCUCAACUCUCCGAUUUCCCGCCGGUCGAUUUCAACGGCGACAAACGAGUCCAUUGCUUCCCGGAGGCCGUCGUCGGUUUACGGAUCCACGACGAGCUCACGAUCGACCCUCUCAAAAUGGAAGGCAAUAAAACGAUCGUCGACUUUCACGAGCUUCUGGGCCGGGCCUAUUGGCCGCGCAUCAAGGGUUUGAUCGACCACGAGGCCCGGUCAAAGUCAAACACUUCGGUCAACUCGAAAGUAGAAACCCGUGAUUUGACCAAACCGAAACUCGUGAUUAUUUCUAGAAACGGGUCGAGGGCAAUCAUGAACGAGGGCGAGUUGGUUCGGGCCGCGGAGGAUAUCGGGUUUAAAGUCGAGGUCAUCCGGCCCGUAAGGACGACCGAGCUUGCAAAGACUUUUCGGGCCCUUAACUCAUGCGACGUUGUGGUUGGGGUCCAUGGGGCCGCCAUGGCCCACUUCCUCUUCAUGAACCCGGGCUCGGUUUUUAUACAAGUCGUGCCAUUGGGUACGGAUUGGGCUGCGGAUAAUUGUUACGCUGGGCCUACCGUGAAAUUUGGUUUGAAGUACAUUGGGUAUAAGAUCCACCCAAAAGAGAGCUCGUUGUACGAUGAGUAUAGUGAGAAAGACCCGGUUUUGAACGACCCGGAGAGCAUUAACAGUAAAGGGUGGGAGUAUACGAAGAGGAUCUACUUAAACGGUCAAACCGUGAGGUUGGACCUUAGGAGGUUCGGGAAAAGGUUGCUUCGUGCGUAUUAUUACGCGUUGGCUCGGAAGAGCGGACGACAUUUAGGUCGUCAUUUAGGUUGA
Molecule: messenger RNA, 1551 nt
Organism: Striga asiatica
Lineage: Eukaryota; Viridiplantae; Streptophyta; Magnoliopsida; Lamiales; Orobanchaceae
Source: the annotation of a GenBank genome assembly